CAGAACUCCUCCUACAAGCGCUGCCACCAGCAGCUGCGCCGGGCAGAAAUCGGCUCGCAAAACGAGACCGUGUUCAUAUUCAGCGGAGUGUCGGCAAAUGAACGGAAUCAAACCAACCACUCUUACUGAAGAAAAGAGAGGGGAUCUUUACCCCCGUUAACAACUGACCAUAUUAAUAAGUGAUGAAAGCCACUGAGUCUGGUGAUGCGUUUUUGCUGGAGACGGCGGCUGAGCAGAGACGGCAGUUCUUUCUAUUCGAGCUGGCUGGGCUAAAAAGUGAAGUCCCCGGUCCAUCUGCGGCGUGAAUAAAUCAAGAACGAUGACCCCCCCAUAUUCCAUCGCUUAUGCUGACUUCAAGCAAGAUGUCCCUCAGAUGGGCCGCCUCUCUUCCUCACCCAGUUCCUCCUCCUCCUCCUCCUUCACUGUACCUGUGGCCUCAGUCUUCACACGGCAUACUCACCUGGUUUGAUCUCAAGGAAUCAACAUCAAUACAGGAGCGCCUGUUUCUGCUAUAACCCCCAUCUGUACUCUCAGUUGCCUACACGCCCUCUGCCCGUCUGCACCUUCACUAUCCUCUCCUUCUUCUGCUUAUUUUCUCCCUCUGUCUUCAUAGGUCCACCCUCUCCACCUUUCUAUCUUCUGUAUUGUUCUGUCUUCUCACACGCUCUUCUCUCUCCCUCUUACUCCCUCUCUCUCUCACUCUCUCAUCUCUCUCUCUCUCUUACUCUCUCUCUCUCUCUCUCUCACUAGCUCGUCUCUCUCUCAUCUCUCUCUCUCUCACUCUCCUCUCUCUCUCAUGGCCUGCCUCCUUGCGUCUGUGUUCUUCCUGGUUCUGCAGACGCACGCGGCCUCCCCGCCCCCAGACCACACCCCCAGGGGGGAAGGGCCAGGGUCUGAGUCCUUGAACCUCCUGGCGAAUGAGACAGAAGAAUACGCUCCGCUGGUGGGGCCCCCGGGGACCAGCAAACGGGUCCCACAGAGUAUCAUCAUCGGGGUCCGCAAGGGGGGCACACGGGCCCUGCUGGAGAUGCUGGACAUCCACCCGGACAUCGUGGUGGCCGCCACCGAGGUGCACUUCUUCGACUGGGACGAGAACUACGCCAAGGGCCUGGACUGGUACCGGAACCUGAUGCCCUUCUCGUUCGAGCAGCAGAUCACGGUGGAGAAGACGCCGGGCUACUUCACCUCGCCGCUGGCCCCGGAGCGGAUCCGCCGGAUGAACGGCUCGGCCAAGCUGCUCCUCAUCCUGCGCGACCCGACGGAGCGCGUCAUCUCCGACUACACCCAGGUCUACUACAACCGCCUGGAGAGCCGCAAGCCCGUGCAGGUCAUCGAGGACGUGCUGGUCCGCAACGGCGCCCUCAACACGCGCUACAAGGCCAUCCACCGCAGCCUGUACGACGUGCACAUGCGCGGCUGGCUGCGCCACUUCCCGCUGGAGCAGAUCCACCUGGUGGACGGGGACACGCUGAUCCGGGACCCGCUGCCCGAACUGCAGAAGGUGGAGCGCUUUCUACGCCUGCCGCCCAGGAUAACGGCCUCCAACUUCUACUUCAACCAGACCAAGGGGUUCUACUGUAUCCGUAGCGACGGGCGGGAGCGCUGUCUGCACGAGUCGAAGGGCCGGCCGCACCCCGUGGUGAACGGGACCAUCCUGCAACAGCUGCGCUGCUACUUCCAGGAGCACAACCGCAACUUCUACAGGAUGGUCAAGCGCUCCUUUGACUGGCACUAGGGUGGCCACGCCCACUCCUGGGCUGGGGUAAAGGGAGGGGUGGGGGAAUACUGGUAUAAUGUGGUCCCUUCCCUGGGGGGGAGGGGGGGGCAGGGGUCGCAGGGAGUUUUGGGGGAGAAGCACUUUACAAUCGACAGCCCCAAAUCUCCUUAAAGAUGCCUUUAAUGCUCUCAUGUCAACAGGACAGUUUUAUAUUAAAAACAGGGAGACAUGAACUCGGCAAAGUCGAAGGCUGAGUGUUAAUUCUCUGUGCUGUGCGUGAAAAGCGAUGCAGGUAACUGCAGCCAAAAUUCGUGAAACUUCGAACAUUUCGUUUUUUUCCCUUUUUGUUUGAUAUUCUUGUAUUUAAUAAAUGGUUCUGCUUUAAAUGUAAA
Molecule: messenger RNA, 2109 nt
Organism: Anguilla anguilla (European eel)
Lineage: Eukaryota; Metazoa; Chordata; Actinopteri; Anguilliformes; Anguillidae
Gene: hs3st1l1
Product: heparan sulfate (glucosamine) 3-O-sulfotransferase 1-like1
Exons: 2
Coding region: 797-1735 (312 amino acids)
Molecular function (GO): [heparan sulfate]-glucosamine 3-sulfotransferase activity
Source: RefSeq, a predicted model, not a curated record